This is a messenger RNA of Propithecus coquereli (Coquerel's sifaka), 2285 nucleotides long. It is a transcript of the gene ACSS1, whose product is annotated as acyl-CoA synthetase short-chain family member 1. The coding region runs from base 35 to 2110 and encodes 691 amino acids. The transcript has 14 exons. Gene Ontology annotation, cellular component: mitochondrion. Gene Ontology annotation, molecular function: AMP binding; acetyl-CoA synthetase activity. NCBI's taxonomy places the organism in Eukaryota, Metazoa, Chordata, Mammalia, Primates, Indriidae. The record is from RefSeq and is a predicted model, not a curated record.
GGGACGCACAGACUGCCUUGGGGCGUCGGGCUAGAUGGCGGCGCGCAGUCUGGGCCGCGGCGUCGGGCGACUGCUCGGCAGCCUACGCGGGCGCUCGGGGCAGCCAGUGCGGCCGCUGCGAGGGAUGGGCGCGCCUCGCCGGGGGGCCUCGGGGCUCUCGGGCAGCGCCCCCGCCGCCGCUGCCGCCGCCGCCGCCGCGCAGCCUGGCUUGUACCCCGCGCUGAGCGCGCAGGCAGCCCGGGAGCCGGCCGCCUUCUGGGGGCCCCUGGCGCGGGACACGCUCGUGUGGGACACCCCCUACCACACUGUCUGGGACUGCGACUUCAGCAAUGGCAAGAUCGGCUGGUUCCUGGGAGGCCAGUUAAACGUCUCUGUCAACUGCUUGGAUCAGCAUGUCCAGAAGUCCCCUGAGAGUGUGGCUUUGAUCUGGGAACGAGACGAACCUGGAACCGAAGUGAGGAUCACCUACAGGGAGCUGCUGGAGACCACAUGCCGCCUGGCCAACACGCUGAAGAGGCAUGGAAUCCGCCGAGGGGACCGUGUGGCCAUCUACAUGCCUGUGUCCCCACUGGCUGUGGCAUCAAUGCUGGCCUGUGCUAGGAUCGGAGCUGUCCACACAGUCAUCUUUGCUGGCUUCAGUGCACAGUCCUUGGCUGGCAGAAUCAAUGAUGCCAAGUGCAAGGUGGUCAUCACCUUCAACCAAGCACUGCGGGGAGGGCGUGUGUUGGAACUGAAGAGGAUCGUGGAUGAAGCCGUGAAGAGCUGCCCCUCCGUCCGUUACGUCCUGGUGGCUCAAAGGACGGACAACAGGGUCUACAUGGGGGAUCGGGACAUACCUCUUGAGCAGGAAAUGGACAAAGAGGCCCCUGUGUGCGCCCCAGAGAGCAUGGGCAGUGAGGACGUGCUCUUCAUGCUGUACACUUCGGGGAGCACCGGGAUGCCCAAGGGGCUCGUCCACACCCAGGCGGGCUACCUGCUGUAUGCCGCCAUGACUCACAAGCUUGUGUUUGACCACAAGCCAGGCGACAUCUUUGGCUGUGUGGCCGACAUCGGCUGGAUCACAGGACACAGCUAUGUGGUGUACGGACCCCUGUGCAACGGAGCUACCAGCGUCCUUUUUGAGAGUACACCGGUUUACCCUGAUGCUGGUCGGUAUUGGGAGACGGUGCAGAGAUUAAAGAUCAACCAGUUCUAUGGUGCCCCGACGGCUGUCCGGCUGUUGCUGAAAUACGGCGAUGCCUGGGUGAAGAAGUACGAUCGCUCCUCCCUGCGGACCCUGGGGUCAGUGGGAGAACCCAUCAACUACGAGGCCUGGGAGUGGCUCUACAGGGUGGUGGGUGACAGCAGAUGUACGCUGGUGGACACCUGGUGGCAGACAGAAACCGGCGGCAUCUGCAUCGCACCGCGGCCCUCCGAAGAAGGGGCGGAAAUCCUCCCUGCCAUGGCGAUGAGGCCCUUCUUUGGCAUCGUCCCAGUCCUCAUGGAUGAGGAGGGAAAUGUCGUGCAGGGCGGCAAUGUCUCUGGGGCCCUGUGCAUCUCCCAGGCCUGGCCAGGCAUGGCCAGGACCAUCUAUGGUGACCACCAGAGAUUCGUGGACGCCUACUUCAAGGCAUAUCCAGGCUAUUACUUCACUGGAGAUGGGGCUUACCGAACCGAGGGUGGCUAUUACCAGAUCACAGGGAGGAUGGACGAUGUCAUCAACAUCAGUGGCCACCGGCUGGGGACAGCAGAGAUCGAGGAUGCCAUGGCUAACCACCCUGCAGUGCCGGAAACCGCCGUCAUCGGCUACCCCCACGAAAUCAAAGGAGAAGCUGCGUUUGCUUUCAUCGUGUUAAAAGAUGACACCAGCGACUCAGACACGGUGGUGAAGGAGCUGAAGUCGGCAGUAGCGACCAAGAUCGCCAAGUACGCCGUGCCUGACCAGGUCCUGGUGGUGAAACGUCUUCCAAAAACCCGGUCUGGAAAAGUCAUGCGGCGGCUCCUGAAGAAGAUAAUCACUAGUGAAGCUCAGGACCUGGGGGACACCACCACCCUGGAGGACCCGAGCGUCAUCACAGAGAUCCAGAGUGCCUAUCAGAAGUGCAAAGACAAGCAGGCCGCCGCAAAGUAACAAGGUGCCUCCGCCUGGGCUCUCAGAGAGACUGAGCGCCAUGCCCCGGCCUGUCCUUCUCAGAGGUGGCUUUGAGGUUUGGCUUCGUCCUGUGUCCCAGAAGCGCGCUGGCCCAGCAGUAACCCACACCGCCCUAAUGUGAAAUUGAGCCGAGAGCCCGUUCUCCCUUCCCUUG